GCGGCGGCUCCGCGCUGUUCUGCCCCCGCAACGGCUGCGGCUACUGCGGCUCCUGCUGCCGCCGCCGCCGCCGCUCGGCUUCGGGUACCUGCAUCCUCGGCCCGGGCCGGAUCCCCGCCCGGCGCUGAGCGCGGCCCCGCCAUGGUGUCCUGGAUCAUCUCUCGCCUGGUGGUGCUCAUCUUCGGCACCCUGUACCCGGCCUACUCCUCCUACAAGGCGGUGAAGACAAAGAACGUGAAGGAGUAUGUGAAGUGGAUGAUGUACUGGAUCGUCUUUGCUUUCUUCACCACAGCUGAGACCCUCACAGACAUCGUGCUGUCCUGGUUCCCCUUCUACUUUGAACUCAAGAUUGCCUUCGUGAUAUGGCUGCUGUCUCCUUAUACCAAGGGUUCCAGCGUGCUCUACCGCAAGUUCGUGCACCCGACCCUGUCCAACAAGGAGAAGGAAAUUGAUGAGUAUAUCACGCAGGCCCGAGACAAGAGCUACGAGACCAUGAUGAGGGUAGGCAAGAGGGGCCUGAACCUCGCCGCCAAUGCUGCGGUCACGGCUGCUACCAAGGGCCAGGGAGUGCUGUCAGAGAAGCUCAGGAGCUUCAGCAUGCAGGACCUGACCCUGAUCCGGGACGAAGAUGCCCUGCCCCUGCAGGGGCCCGAUGGCCGCCUCCGCCCAGGCCCUGGCAGCCUCCUGGAUACCAUCGAGGACUUAGGAGACGACCCUGCCCUGAGCAUAAGGCCCAGCACAAACCAGACUGAUUUCCGCACAGAGCCCUCUGAGGAGGACAUGGGAGACAAAGCCCCCAAGAGGGUCAAGUCCAUCAAAAAAGUGCCCAAGGCUGAGUCACCAUCUUCCAAGACCCUGAAGACAAGGCCCAAGAAAAAGCCUGUGGCUGGGGGCGAUUCAGCUUAAGCCCCUCUGCCCCCUCAUCUCUACCCCCAUGGGCUGCAGAGCCAGGAGGAAGCUAGGGGCCAUCUGAGCCCAACCCAGCCCCUUCUUCAUGCUGUGCCACCAGCCUGGGGUGUCUCAGCAUGGGGCCUGCCCAGUAAACACUCCUCUGGAGGGCAGGCCCUGUGCUGGGAGAUGAGGGUGAAGCCUGGCCCAGGGCCUGAGAACUGAGCCACCCAGGGAGAUGGGGGAAGGUUCCUCAACCUGUCCGGCCCUUCUCCCUCUGCCUACCCAGCCCUGUCCCUGCCCACCCAGUGCCUUGCUGAAGACCAUGGCCAUCCUCUCCUCUUAGGUCCCCACACGCGUCCACUGCUCUCUCUGAGUUGGAGGCAGCGUGGACCACAGCCCAGAUGGGCCAAGGCUGGGCCUGAAGGCACCUGUGAGAAAAGGGGGAUCCACUGGGACUGCCUCAGAGAGAGAUCAGGUCCUGGGGGGCCAGCAGGCCACUGUUACAACCAGAGGACAGUUGGAUUUAGUGUGGGCCAAAAUGGCCAGCAGGGCCGGGGCUACAGCCG
Molecule: messenger RNA, 1457 nt
Organism: Ochotona princeps (American pika)
Lineage: Eukaryota; Metazoa; Chordata; Mammalia; Lagomorpha; Ochotonidae
Gene: REEP2
Product: receptor accessory protein 2
Exons: 8
Coding region: 142-906 (254 amino acids)
Biological process (GO): endoplasmic reticulum tubular network organization
Cellular component (GO): endoplasmic reticulum membrane; endoplasmic reticulum tubular network; cytoplasmic microtubule
Molecular function (GO): microtubule binding; taste receptor binding
Source: RefSeq, a predicted model, not a curated record